AUUGGCUGAGUAGGCCGGAAGGGGAGGUACGGCAGGCAGAGCGGGUCUGCGCGGAGCGCCCGUCCCAAUGGCGGCGCUGAAGUACGCGGGGCUGGAGGACACGGACAGCGAGGAGGAGCUGCCGCCGGGCUGGGAGGAGCGCACCACCCGCGACGGCUGGGUCUACUACGCCAACCACCUGGAAGAAAAAACACAAUGGGAACAUCCUAAGUCGGGGAAGAGGAAACGCGUUGCAGGAGGUCUGCCAUAUGGAUGGGAGCAGGAGACUGAUGAAAAUGGACAAGUCUAUUUUGUAGACCACAUAAACAAACGGACUACCUACCUUGACCCAAGACUGGCCUUUACAGUUGAAGAUAAUCCAGUAAAACCUACUACUAGACAAAAAUAUGAUGGAAACACUACUGCAAUGGAAAUACUCCAGGGCCGUGACUUAAGUGGCAGAGUGGUUAUAAUCACAGGAGCAAAUUCAGGAAUAGGUUUUGAAACUGCGAAGUCUCUCGCACUGCACGGGGCAUAUGUUAUCCUGGCCUGCAGAAAUAUGUCAAGAGGCAAUGAUGCUGUACAACGCAUUCUCAUGGAAUGGCAUAAAGCCAAGGUAGAAGCAAUGACCUUAGACCUUGCUUCUCUUCAGAGUGUGCAGCACUUUGCUGAAGCAUUCAAAUCCAAGAACAUGCCUCUCCACAUCCUGAUCUGCAACGCUGCUGUGUUUGGUGCUCCCUGGGUCUUGACGGAGGAUGAGCUCGAGUCCACCUUUCAGGUGAACCACUUAGGACACUUCUAUCUCGUCCAGCUUCUGGAAGACGUUUUACGCCGGUCAUCUCCUGCUAGGGUGGUGGUGGUGUCCUCCGAAUCGCACAGAUUUACAGAAAUUAAAGACUACUCUGGAAAACUUGAUUUCAGCCUGCUUUCUCCGUCUAAGAAGGAGUAUUGGGCUAUGUUGGCCUAUAAUCGUUCCAAGCUUUGCAAUAUACUGUUCUCCAAUGAGCUGAACCGACGCCUUUCUCCCCAUGGGGUGACGUCUAAUUCGGUCCAUCCUGGAAAUAUGAUUUACUCCUCCAUUCAUCGUAACUGGUGGGUGUAUACCCUGCUGUUUACCUUGGCUCGACCCUUCACCAAGUCCAUGGUUUUGGAGUUCUAAUGAAGUUUGCGUAGAUGUUUUUGAAAAUAGAAGUUAUCAUCAUGUUGAGAGAGGAUUUGCAAGUUGGCAACAUCUUUCUUUGGGAAGGAGACAGUGUCCAGUCGCUACUCAGCUGCUGCUGCUAUGCCAUAUGAGGGUGCUGCUGAGGCAAAGCUGGCUUCCUGCUCCUGGUGCUGCAGCUUCUCAAUUUUGUGGUGUAACUACUAUAGAUCCUAGGUAAGAAAGUGUGCUAACAUUUUCCCCAGUCAUGUGUCCCAUGCAUGACAGUGCACAUAGCUGCUUUCACAACCUGUUCUCCCUGGGGAUAUCCAUUUUAAUGCUGUGUCCAUUUACAUCACAGUUGUAUUAAUUACAUUUAAUGUAGUUUUGAGCUAAGGUAGCACAGCCUUAUUUCAGAGAACAGAGAGUGUGUGUGUUCUAAUGAGGCUUGAGUACAAUUGAUCUAUGACUUGGAUAUAAGGGAUUCUUAAGGGAGUUUGCUGAUUUAUGUGGAAGACGGAUGUCUGUGACCAUUAGGAAACAUCAGUUUUUAUUACCUAUCAAUCUCAUGGAAAACCAUUGGCAGCAAAAUCUCCUGUAAUAGUUAUCUAAUCUGUUAAAUUAGAGAUUAAUGAAAUGAAAACAUUACAGAGGAGGAAUGCACACUCUUAAAAGCGGGCAGUAUCAAAAGGGCAAUAAAGACUAUUUGGAAGCAUAUACAACAGCAGUCUGAAGACAGCAAAAGGAUAAAUAAGUACACACAAUUGCUGUCUUAAGCCAGUUUUUGCUUUCAGCAUGCUUAUGGGUUUUAAAUUGCAAAAACCUAUGUGGAUAUAUGGGUUAGUAAAUUACUAGAGUAAUAGAGCACAUACAUAAGACUAAUUCCAAAAUAAGAAAAAGAAAAAAAAAAGGGCAAACAAAAAAACCACCAUUUAGAAUAUCAUACACUCAUUUGGUUUUAGAAUGAUUUUAGAAUUUAAUACAGUUGAUGUUUAAUUUUGCUUAACUAAAUCUUUAUUUUCAAAUUUCUAGAGUUCAAAAGCAGUGCUUAUUCAAAUGUAUUAGUAAGACCAAAAAUUAGAAGAAAAAACUUGUAAACUACAUCUAGCUAUGAUUGUUAUUCUUCAGGAAAAAGACACAUACAGCUGUGUUUGGAAACUGUGAAUCUUUACAUUGGGAAAGAGCCCAGUAUCUGGAAUGUUUUGAAAGGAAAAAAAAUGGGGACAAUAUGUCUGCUAUCAGUUAAUUUCUAAGCGUGUAAUUUCAGUGUGUUCUGUGUGCUCGUUUUUUCUCGCAGCUACUAUAUGCCGUGGGAUAUAAAUCAGAAGGAAUUUUCAAAAAAACAAGUUGCAUUUAUCUAUACAUAAAAAAGAAAAUACUAUUGAGGUGACCGUGUGUGUCAGCACAUCGCUUUAUUUCCACACCACCUGCUGCAAUUAAAAAUGAAAUCACCAAGCAGCAAGUACAGUAACUUCAUCAACCAGCUGAUAUUAUAAUUAAUGACUAUAUAGAGUCUCUAUUAUUGUGUACUUCCAAGGCAUCAAGUGGAAAGCUGUCGUAGUGCUUUAAAUAAUGAAAAAGUUUCAGGCCUUGAUAAAUGGCUCAGUUGGAUGCAGUUUAGAAAGUUGAGAGCAUAUGCUUCUGUCAUUAGAAACUAAGGACCCUCGUUACCCUUGCUAUAGCUCCUCAGAUUCAUCUGAAACUCUUUGAUCCCCUCAUGUACUUACACUGUGUUUAAAAUGCAAAAGUGUAGAAAAAUAUGGUGUGCAUGAGAAAUUCAGUUAGUAGGAAGAAAGAUUAAAAUAAAGCUACCGUUCAUUAACGUCUUUGUUUCAAGCCUAUCGAAAAAGAUAGCAUUAGUCUGUAUCCACAUUUCUUUUGAAAUGAGAGUAAGCAGACAUUUUUCUUUGAUUCCUUUGAGAUUUUUCUUUUAAGAAACAAUUGAAAUCCAAUAAAGAAAUGCGCUUCAGAGAAUGCUUAUGAAGAUAUUUAACUGACUUAAUAGAGAAAUGACAGCAAGGGUAUUUAUUCUUACAGUCUGUACUUCAACUCCAUGGUAUUCUGCAAUGAUGGGUGCAGAAUGGGUGUAAAGAGUAAAGCACUGAAGCAGAAAUUUUGAAUAUUAUUGGUGAGGCAGGUUUAAACAAUAUGAAUAGGCAAACUAUUGGUAAAUUCAUUUCCUGAACAGUAUUGUUUUGUUGUUAAAUAUCACAAUUUUAGCUGAAAACUAUUAGUUACUUUUCAGCUACUAUUAAUUUUUUUUCUUACUCUGAAACUUUCACAUAAUGAAUUUGCCUCUGAGGAUAUUUCAUAGCUGAAAUGCUUUGCUUGGCAGAGCAUGUUACUGAUAGAGAAAAUUUUGUCUAAUCCCUGACUCUCAUGGUUGUCAUUUUGCUUUGUUUCAUGUGUAGAAGCUAUAUGCCAGAACCAUUUUCAAACCUUUUAUAAAAGAACUAUGUUCCUUCUAAAGUACUGAAUUAAGAUAAUGAAACAUAUAUGUGACUAUAUAACCAACAACAGAAAUAAAGGUUUCUUCCUAUCAUAUGAAUGUGUGAGGUAAUAAAAUAAGCUAGUGCUGGUUUUCCCUCUGUGUUUCAUUAUUUAGAAUGUAUUAUUUAGAAUCCACAUUUCAUGAGCAUCCAAACCCACCAAAGCACUGU
Messenger RNA from Strigops habroptila (Kakapo), 3777 nucleotides. It is a transcript of the gene WWOX, whose product is annotated as WW domain containing oxidoreductase. The transcript has 9 exons. The coding region runs from base 68 to 1138 and encodes 356 amino acids. Gene Ontology annotation, molecular function: protein binding. The record is from RefSeq and is a predicted model, not a curated record. Lineage: Eukaryota; Metazoa; Chordata; Aves; Psittaciformes; Psittacidae.